GAGGAAGGGCUGUUUCCGUACGUUCCCGAGUUGUCGAUCUCUUCCGAACACAUUGUGAACUACAAUCAGACGAUUUUGAAAGUUCGCCAAAUGAGAACGUUUCCAUCUGGUUUAGAGUCGACGUCGUUGCUGUUUGUCGCUGGACUCGAUUUAUUUUUCAACCGAGUGUCCCCUUCUGGUACCUUCGAUAUUCUGAAGGAAGACUUUGACCACUGGUUUAUCAGUUUCGUACUUUUGUCAUUGCUUUUGGCGUCGUUGUUGUCCAAGAGGUUAGCGAAGCAGAAGGAUCUGAAACAGUCAUGGAGAUAG
Messenger RNA from Soboliphyme baturini, 309 nucleotides. The record is from the annotation of a GenBank genome assembly. NCBI's taxonomy places the organism in Eukaryota, Metazoa, Nematoda, Enoplea, Dioctophymatida, Soboliphymatidae.